UUUACAAUAGAAAUGUUUCGUAAGUUUUUGAAAAGUUUUCCCUCAUCUUGUGCACUAAAGGUGAAUCGUCUGCGUUGGCCAUCAUCAACAUCAGUUGUUAUUUUUGUUGAUAGUCAAUUUGUUUUGAUCAAAAAGAAAAUCUUGAACAAUAUGUUGGUACGGUUACAGAAUUUGUUGCCAAAAAUUUUUCAAACAUCAUCAUUGCAAAUGGCGCAAGCACGGCGUUCAUUGAGCGAUGCAUUGUUUGUACAUCGUGACACCGAUCCUGAUGCAGAAUUAUUCGAAUUUACCGAUGUCAACAAAAAGCGAGCUGAAGCUAUUCUGAAAAAUUAUCCUGCUGAAUAUCGAUGUGCCGCUGCUAUUCCGCUAUUAGAUCUUGCUCAACGUCAAUACGGAUGGCUUCCAUUGAAAGCGAUGAACUAUGUUGCCGAUUAUAUUGGUAUGCCACGAAUGCGUGUAUAUGAAGUGGCAACAUUCUACACAAUGUUUAAUCGAACACCCGUGGGUAAAUAUCAUGUUCAAGUUUGCACGACUACACCAUGUAUGUUACGAGGAUCGGAAGAAAUUCUCGAAGCUUGUAAAGAAUUUUGCAAAGGUGAUCCUAAUUUCACCGUAAAUGAAGUUGAAUGUGCGGGUGCUUGUGUCAAUGCACCAGUAUUAUCAGUCAACGAUGAUUAUUAUGAAGAUUUGACACGCGAAGAUGUCAAACACAUCAUCAGUGAAUUGAAAGCUGGCCGUAAACCUAAACCAGGUCCAACCAAACAAAGUGGACGUUUUUCUUGUGAACCUGCAGGUGGUUUAACUUCAUUAACAUCAAAACCAUAUGGUCCUGGGUUUAAAGUACGAAAUGAUCUUUAAAUGGAAAAAGAUAUUCUUUUCAUAUAAAAAUAAAAUAGUGUACAUUUUUAAAUUGA
Messenger RNA from Dermatophagoides pteronyssinus (European house dust mite), 914 nucleotides. Its product is annotated as NADH dehydrogenase [ubiquinone] flavoprotein 2, mitochondrial-like. Gene Ontology annotation, cellular component: respiratory chain complex I. Gene Ontology annotation, biological process: mitochondrial electron transport, NADH to ubiquinone. The record is from RefSeq and is a predicted model, not a curated record. Lineage: Eukaryota; Metazoa; Arthropoda; Arachnida; Sarcoptiformes; Pyroglyphidae. Gene Ontology annotation, molecular function: NADH dehydrogenase activity.